CGCAUUCCGGCAUUGUUUUGUUAAUUGUUUGGAGUUUUCUGGUUUGCGUUGAGUUUUGAAAAAGGCUAUGAAUAAUGGUCAUAUAGUUCCUGUGCUAGAUUUUCGAUGAAGGAUUUGAAACUACUGCAAUUUAAUAAUACAUUGCAAGCAAGUGCAGCAAGUGCUAGUCGCCGAAUUAUAUGGUCAAGGGAUUACAUGAUAACUAAAAGAGGAUUUUAAUUUUUAAUUAUGGGUCGUAAAAUACCGGCAAAGAAACAUCGAGGAGUUAAAGAUCCUCUUGUGCAACAAGCUAAACGACUUGAAAGUUUAACAGGUAAAAUAAAUGCACCACCAAAAGACCCCGAUGAACAGCCUAUUCCGAAGUCACUCACGAGGCUUUUCGCAUUUCAGGAAAAAGAUAAACAGAAAGUAGCACGGAAAGCAAGAAAUUGUAUGAAACAUGAUAAAGUUGACAUAGGGAGCCCUAAAAAUGCAACUCCUAAUCCAAUAUCGCAAUUACGGAAGCUGCCCGGAGAGUCUGGACGUGGGUUCUCGCUGCGCAUCAAUAGUGCUGUCAGAGCUCUCCACAAUCCAUGUGAAGAUGUGGACUACCCAGUUGAUAUUGAAGCAGAAGAUGAAAAAGGCUUGCGAAUGGCAGAGCAGCGUGAGCGACGUGCCAGGAAACGUCGCAAGGCGGCCAAAGGUCUUAAAGGCGGCGGAGAUGAGGAACGUGAACCACAUCUAACAAGAACACAGAAACUCUCUCUAAAAAAAAAGGCUAGAAAAAUUAAAGAAGUUGAGGCAAAAAAUGAAAAGCAGGAAGUGGUGUAUGAAAAAGUGUCGUUCGGUGAAGUGUGCCACGCUCCGCCCAGCCUGCAGGCCAGAUCCAAGGGGAACGCCGGCGCCGCGCGGCCGGCGCGGCGCGGGCUGCUGUUGAGCACGCUGCUGGCGCCUGCGGAGCGGCAACGUCGCGACCACGCGCUGCUGCCGCCGGCGGAGCGGCAACGCCGCGAGCGGGCACGAGCUGACGCCGUGGCUGCCUACCGCGCUCUUAAAGCUAACAAAAUAAAUAAUAAAUAAACCAUAAAGAUAUUUAUUACUGGUUGUUUCCUCGUGAA
Messenger RNA from Trichoplusia ni (cabbage looper), 1097 nucleotides. Its product is annotated as coiled-coil domain-containing protein 137. The transcript has 7 exons. Lineage: Eukaryota; Metazoa; Arthropoda; Insecta; Lepidoptera; Noctuidae. The record is from RefSeq and is a predicted model, not a curated record. Bases 229 to 1059 code for a protein of 276 amino acids.